Anisakis simplex (herring worm) is the source of this 240-nucleotide messenger RNA. NCBI's taxonomy places the organism in Eukaryota, Metazoa, Nematoda, Chromadorea, Rhabditida, Anisakidae. The record is from the annotation of a GenBank genome assembly.
AUGUGGGAGGAUGAUAAUGAAGAGUGUAUUGAGCAAUGGAGUUAUCUGGAUUUACUAGGGUGGAUGCAGUCAAGGAAGAGAAUGGAAAAGGACCGGAGCGGUCAUCUGCAGAAUCUGUUGGAAUGGAAUAUAACGGGUUGGAUUUGCUCAUUUCGUUUUGAUUGGCACUGUGACACAGUUGUUGAUUGGCACUCUGACGCUACACCGAACAAUAGUCAUGUGCCAGCUACACUCUCUUAA